Molecule: messenger RNA, 1368 nt
Organism: Pecten maximus
Lineage: Eukaryota; Metazoa; Mollusca; Bivalvia; Pectinida; Pectinidae
Product: mucin-5AC-like
Exons: 3
Coding region: 1-1368 (455 amino acids)
Source: RefSeq, a predicted model, not a curated record
AUGACCAUUAAAAAUUUUGAUUACUCACAAAGUUCUUCAUGGAUUUUUCUUAAAUUUCACUUCUCUGGUAGUGUCAUAGUUGAUGCUAACGUGAAACUAAAAAGUUCUGGAAGUUCAGGAAGCACAAGCCAUACAGCAAGUGAUGUCAAGACAGCUAUCACACAGCAGGCUAGUUCAGCUGAUGGACCUUUGUCCAAUAUUGACACAGCUUCUUUGGAUGUUAAGUCUGCAACGGCAACCACUGCAGCUCCAGCUACAACCACUGCAGCGCCAGCAACAACUACUGCAGCUCCAGCAACAACCACUGCAGCUCCAGCUACAACCACUGCAGCGCCAGCAACAACUACUGCAGCUCCAGCAACAACCACUGCAGCACCAGCAACAACCACUGCAGCUCCAGCAACAACCACUGCAGCGCCAGCAACAACCACUGCAGCUCCAGCAACAACCACUGCAGCACCAGCAACAACCACUGCAGCUCCAGCAACAACAACUGCUGGCCAGGGACCAUCCACUGCAGCUCCAGCAACAACCACUGCUGGCCCUGCAACAACCACUGUAGCUCCUGCAACAACCGCUGCAGCUCCAGCAACAACAACUGCUGACCAGGGACCAUCCACUGCAGCUCCAGCAACAACAACUGCUGGCCAGGGACAAACUACUGUAGUUCCAGUAACAACCACUGCUGGCCCAGGAACAACUACUGCAGCUCCAGCAUCAACAGCUUCUGGCCCAGGAACAACUACUGCAGCUCAAGUAACAACAAUUGCUGGCCCGGGAACAACAACUGCAGAUCCUGCAACAACUGCAGCAGCUUCAGAAACAACCAUUGCAGCUGAAGCAACAUCAACUGAAGCUCAAGCAACAACCACUGCUGCCCCAGGAACAACAACUGUAGCUCCAGAAACAACCAUUGCAGCUGAAGCAUCAUCAACUGAAGCUCAAGCAACAACCACUGCUGCCCAGGGAACAACCACUGCAGCUCCAGCAACACCUACCAACAAUACUAUGCCUCCUACAAACCAUACUACACCACCUACCAACUACACUAUGCCUCCUACAAACCAUACUACACCACCUACCAACUACACUAUGCCUCCUACAAACCAUACUACACCACCUACCAACUAUACUAUGCCUCCUACAAACCAUACUACACCACCUACCAACUACACUAUGCCUCCUACAAACCAUACUACACCACCUACCAACUAUACUAUGCCUCCUACAAACCAUACUACACCACCUACCAACUACACUAUGCCUCCAAACAAUUACACCACACCUGCUGCAAACAUGACCAUGGCUACGAUGACCACUGAGAUUGAGUAUGUCAACAAAACUGUUCCCAAAUCAGGUGAGCUAUAA